Engraulis encrasicolus (European anchovy) is the source of this 941-nucleotide messenger RNA. It is a transcript of the gene mrpl46, whose product is annotated as mitochondrial ribosomal protein L46. Gene Ontology annotation, cellular component: mitochondrial large ribosomal subunit. The transcript has 5 exons. Bases 1 to 882 code for a protein of 293 amino acids. The record is from RefSeq and is a predicted model, not a curated record. Lineage: Eukaryota; Metazoa; Chordata; Actinopteri; Clupeiformes; Engraulidae. Gene Ontology annotation, molecular function: structural constituent of ribosome.
AUGGCGGCGCCCUGUGUCAGCCAGGCUGUUCGGUCAAUGUGGCAUCUCAGACACAUUAAUAGGAAACCCGGUGUAUUUGUACAGGGAAUUCGACUCUUAUCUACUAGCAGACAGUGCAAUGGUGUCGCUAAACCCAAAAAAGAAGAACCCAAACCUGCGUCUCAGUGGAAACUGUACGGGGCAGUGUGUUUACAGCGGCUGCCGUUGGUGUCAAAAGAUCCCCAUCCCAUAGAGAAGAAAUUUGCAGAUCUCCUGCACCAGAUGGAGAUGGAGCGUAGUUUCCUUAGCGACCACGAGGUGCGGCUAUUGGAGGACGCAGAGCGCCUGAGCAGGAAACAGGAUGGCGAGUUCGACUCGGACGACGAGGACAUGGGCAAUCAGGAGAUCACUACCGCCCAGGACGAGGAGGACGCCUGGGAACAGAGGCUCAAGAGGUUCCACCCUGCCGCCAGGGCCCUAGGCGAGGCCGAUUUGGAGCGCGCGUCUCUGGGCCGCUGCCUGUCGGAGAGCCUGGUGCUGUUGGUGCAGGUGGAGGUGGGGCAGGAGAGGGUGUGGAUGCUGCCCCAGACGGCCUGGACCGCCGGGGAGACGCUCAGGCAGACCGCCGAGAAGGCACUCGCUAACCUGCCAGGCUCUGAUCUGCAGGCACGUUUCCUUGGCAACGCUCCAUGCGGCGUGUACAAGUACAAAUUUCCCAGAAGCCUCCGCACCGAGACCUGCGUUGGGGCCAAGGUGUUCUUCUUCAAAGCACUGUUGUCUGGCGGGACGCGGGCCACAUCUGGCUCGGACACGGCGUUCGCGUGGGUCAGGAGGAGCGAGCUGAAGGACUACCUGAAGCCAGAAUACCUGAAACAGGCAGAACUCUUCAUAGUGGACCUGUGAUGGACAGAUACCAGCUCUCUCUCUCUCUCACACACACACACACACACACACACACACAA